AUGACAAGCGCAGGAUAUCCCCUAUAUGCGGCGGCAUUUUUUGAUAGAACUACCCUGGUAGUAGGUGGCGGUGGAGGUGAGGGCCGGCACGGCAUAAAAAACAAAUUGACGAGCAUCAAUGCAAGUACGGGCGAAGUACAGCAGGAAUACGAACUACCCGCUGGAGAGGACAAUCCUACCUGCUUAGCUGCUGCCGGCCAGCGGAUCUAUGUGGGGGCCAACAGAGGAGCGAAGGCGAUCGAGGAGCGCAAAAACCUCCACUUGCGUGUGUUUGACAAGAAUCUCCAAGAGCAGACCGCUGUCGAUGCUCUCAAGUUCACUGAUCCAGCCGCGUACCAAAAGGCAAUUGCUGCUAGUGAGCAAAUCGUUGCUGCUGUCUCUGACUGUGCCGGUGGCGGCGCCCUCCAGGUGCUUGAGAGCGGCACUUUAGACUCGUUGUGGUCACAGACGGGCGAUUUUCUCGAUGUAGCAAUCUCGCCAGACAAUGCGCUGGUGGCCGUGGUCGACUCCGCCUCGCUGGUUGUCUACAACGCUGUUACCGGAAAGCAGAUCGCUAAACAAGCUAGUCCUAAGGGUGGAGCUAAAUGGGUCCGCGUUACUUUCACAUCCAACCUUGAGCUUAUUGCUGGAGCAAACAUCCCAAACCAGAGGGCCCGGAUCCAGCAGCUCAGAAUCCAGGACGACGUGAUCAAGGUGAUCCGGAGUCGAAGCGUUCCUGGAAAGUCUCUCACAUGCCUCAAGUCGACCCCUCAUGCUGUUGCCGUGGGCACAGCGGCAGGCGACGUUUAUCUCUAUACCAGUGCUUUGAAGUCGUUACGCAACCUGCGAGGAACGCUCAAGUUUCCGGUCACAGCACUGGCCAUAAUAGAAGACGGCGAAAUAGCCACUGUUGCCGCAACGUCUCUUGAUGGCUCUUAUUCAAUCUCCGAUGUGAGCUUGAACACCUUCUCAACGACGAUUUGGUGGGUGUUACUGUCGACGAUUACCAUCGCGUUCAUUGCGUUUAUUUCCGGACGUUUAAUUAGCAUGGACCUCCAGUAUUUGAGCUUCAGAACAUUAGAGCCUGCUGCCGCUCCAUCCAAAUAUCCCGGCGACGCUGCGAACGCCGACGCCAUGAGCGAUUUCGAGGCAUUGUUUGUCGAUACCAACCAGGGUGAUAAUAUUAGCUAG
Wickerhamiella sorbophila is the source of this 1170-nucleotide messenger RNA. RefSeq names its product Guanine nucleotide-exchange factor SEC12. The record is from RefSeq and is a predicted model, not a curated record. Gene Ontology annotation, cellular component: endoplasmic reticulum membrane. The transcript has a single exon. NCBI's taxonomy places the organism in Eukaryota, Fungi, Ascomycota, Dipodascomycetes, Dipodascales, Trichomonascaceae. Gene Ontology annotation, biological process: protein secretion. The coding region runs from base 1 to 1170 and encodes 389 amino acids. Gene Ontology annotation, molecular function: guanyl-nucleotide exchange factor activity; protein binding; GTPase activator activity.